Messenger RNA from Lolium rigidum, 1178 nucleotides. Its product is annotated as protein RETICULATA-RELATED 1, chloroplastic-like. NCBI's taxonomy places the organism in Eukaryota, Viridiplantae, Streptophyta, Magnoliopsida, Poales, Poaceae. The record is from RefSeq and is a predicted model, not a curated record. Gene Ontology annotation, cellular component: chloroplast inner membrane. Gene Ontology annotation, biological process: plant organ development.
AUCCAUCAUUCCCGCAUAAGAUGGCUUUUGAGUUCAUAGCUACUUUUGCCUCGUCUGUUUGGUGGGAGAUGAACAUUCGUAAGGAGAGGUUUGAGCAAGAAUGGGAUUUGGCAGUUGUUAAUGCUUUGACUGCAUCAUGUUGCAACCUUGUGGUUCUGGGGCUUCUGGCACCAUGCCGCUCAUAUGGGAGUACAUCCCGAUUUGACAUCCAAAAUGCAAUUGAGAAACUUCCUAACAACAUAUUUGAGAAGAGUUAUCCUCUGAGAGAGUUUGAUCUACAUAAAAGAAUUAAUGCAUUCCUUUACAAAGCUGCCGAGCUUAGCCUGGUUGGGGUCAUUGCUGGAUCUGUUCAGAGUGGUCUGUCGAAAGCCCUGUCUGCAAGGAAGGAGGGCAGAUUAUCAGUGGCCCUUCCUUCUGUCAGUACCAAUGCCCUUGGUUACGGAGCUUUUCUAGGACUAUAUGCAAACUUGCGAUAUCAAUUAUUGUGUGGUCUAGAUCAAUAUGCGGUCAAGCGUUUUGAUGUUCUUGGUGUGGCGAUCUUCUUUGGUACAGCACUAAGAUUGAUGAAUAUUCAGAUAGGUGAAUCGGCGAGGCGCAUAUGGCUUGGAGAGGAAGCUGAUCCACAAUAUUCUGAUCGAUUACUGAGGUCAUACACCAGUCCAGUGCAGGUUACCACUGAUGCGGAUCAACAAGAGUCAAGGUGGUUUAUAUCCAAGGAUGCAGUUGUGUCUGGCCUUGGUCUUCUUGGUAUCAAGCAGGGUGGACCUGAGCCACAGCUGUCCAAGCCCCGGCGAAAGAGAGUUGUCCGGAAAAAGGUUACCUCUGGUUGAAAGUAGUGGACCUGCUUGUGCUGGAACAAUUUUGCCUUAGUUCCACUGUGCUCUACCGAGUCAUACCAAAUGUGAGUAAUGUGGAAAGCUAUCACUGCGAAUCGGCGGGCAGUUUAUCUGCAAAGCCAUCAAAGGGGUAGUUGAGAGACUUGUGUCCUUUGCCAUUUUGUAUCUUUCUUGAUUUCUGAAAAUAAUUGAAAUCUGAAUUUCUUGCACUGCCCUAAGCCAAAACAGGCAUGUUUAGUGCUAGGCUUGAACUGAUAAAGACAUUGUCCAUAAGGAUGACAAUUUUACCCAUGUGUGCGGGUACAAUCGUACCUGCACGGAUAAGGUAUGGGCACACUUUUA